AUGUUUGAUCAACCUCAACAACCUCAACAACAGCAAAAGAAACCCAAUUUCAAAUUUGUCAUUCGUUCUAAGAUAGAAUCUACAACUAAUACAACUAGUAUAGCUAGUAGUAGCCAUGAACAAGACAAUAAGCCAAUUGAAAUAAAAAAGGAAAUUACUCUUGAACAACCUAAACGUAAACGACCUGCGACGACGACAGAUAAUACAAGUGUGAAAAAGAUUCAUACACAACUUGAACGAUGGAAUAAGAAACAUUUAGAAUUAAAGGAAGAAAAGGAGCAUGAAGAACAAGCAAGAGUACAUUAUGCUGAUUUAUCAUCACUUACAUGUAUUCUUUGUCAACGCAAGUUUAAAUCAAAGUCUGAUCUAGAACGACACCAACAGCUGUCUGAACUUCACAAGAAUAAUCUAAAUGACCCUGUGGCGGUGAACAAAGCAAUGUUAAAACUAAGCUUUUUAAAAGAUGAUGUGGAUGAACAACAACAAGAAGAGACAAAGUAUCGCAAUCGAGCAGCUGAAAGGAGACAAGCAUAUGGACAACCAGAGAAACCAAUCCUGUCGCCACCUUCUACUCCUCGACACAUGCAUCCUCCUCGUGACAUAUCUAUAUCGCAUGUACUUCAAGCAUCAAUGGAUAAGCCGAUUUCGGAAGAUAACAAAGGCGCACAGAUGCUACUCAACAUGGGUUGGAGAAAAGGUGAAGGUUUAGGCAAGAACCGUUCUGGUAUUGUCGAUCCUGUGAAGGCACAGCAGUAUGGACAAGGCUCUGGUAUAGGUAAGUCUUUGUAG
Rhizopus microsporus ATCC 52813 is the source of this 789-nucleotide messenger RNA. RefSeq names its product G-patch-domain-containing protein. Gene Ontology annotation, cellular component: nucleus. Gene Ontology annotation, biological process: mRNA splicing, via spliceosome. NCBI's taxonomy places the organism in Eukaryota, Fungi, Mucoromycota, Mucoromycetes, Mucorales, Rhizopodaceae. The record is from RefSeq and is a predicted model, not a curated record. The transcript has 5 exons. Gene Ontology annotation, molecular function: RNA binding. The coding region runs from base 1 to 789 and encodes 262 amino acids.